Messenger RNA from Callorhinchus milii (elephant shark), 2403 nucleotides. RefSeq names its product potassium channel subfamily K member 10. Bases 16 to 1416 code for a protein of 466 amino acids. The transcript has 6 exons. Gene Ontology annotation, biological process: stabilization of membrane potential; potassium ion transmembrane transport. Gene Ontology annotation, cellular component: membrane. Lineage: Eukaryota; Metazoa; Chordata; Chondrichthyes; Chimaeriformes; Callorhinchidae. Gene Ontology annotation, molecular function: potassium ion leak channel activity. The record is from RefSeq and is a predicted model, not a curated record.
UCAUCGCCCACAGUGAUGAAGUGGAAGACCGUGCUGGCCAUCUUCGUGGUGGUGGUGCUUUACCUCGUGGUCGGAGGCACCAUCUUCAGAGCCUUGGAGAAACCUUUCGAGAGCAAGCAGAAGAACACGAUCGCCGUGGAGAAAUCAGAGUUUCUUCGAGCUCAUCCCUGUGUGACCCCCAUGGAACUCGACAUACUGAUUCUGCAUGCAAUUGAUGCUCUUAGUGCUGGGGUGAGUCCUGUGGGUAACUCGUCUAAUAACACAAGUCACUGGGAGCUUGGCAGUGCCUUUUUCUUUGCUGGGACUGUGAUAACCACCAUAGGAUACGGGAAUAUUUCGCCCAGCACUGAAGGAGGCAAAAUAUUCUGCAUUUUGUAUGCAAUAUUCGGGAUCCCUCUCUUCGGUUUUUUGCUGGCAGGCAUUGGGGAUCAGUUGGGCACAAUCUUCGGAAAAAGUAUUGCCAAAGUGGAGAGAGUGUUCAGAAAGAAGCAAGUGAGCCAAACCAAAAUUCGAGUCAUCUCCACAAUCCUUUUCAUUCUAGCGGGCUGCCUUGUCUUUGUGACUAUCCCAGCAUUUAUUUUCAAGCACACGGAAGGUUGGACAACAUUGGAAGCUCUCUAUUUUGUUGUUAUCACCUUAACAACUGUAGGAUUUGGUGACUACGUAGCAGGUGGAGACAUAGAUAUCCAUUACCGAGAAUGGUAUAAACCCUUAGUUUGGUUCUGGAUUCUAGUGGGUCUUGCCUACUUUGCAGCAGUCCUCAGCAUGAUCGGAGACUGGCUCCGUGUGAUAUCCAAGAAAACCAAGGAAGAGGUCGGGGAGAUCAAGGCUCACGCUGUUGAAUGGAAAGCAAACGUACAGGCAGAGUUCAGGGAGACACGGAGGCGGCUGAGUGUGGAGAUUCACGAUAAGCUCCAGAGAGCAGCGACCAUCCGGAACAUGGAGCGGAGAAGGCUUGGCUUGGACCAGCGAGCGCACUCCCUGGACAUGCUCUCCCCUGAGAAACGCUUGGCGUUUGCCGGGCUGGAGACGGGCCAGUUCAAAACCUCGUCUCAAGAGAGCAUCGAUGGCAAACCGAACAAUCUGCAGCAUAAGGAGCAGCAGUACAACGAACACAUGCAAGGAUCGUCAGAAGACAACAUCUACAAUAAAUUUGGAUUGUCAGUGAGAGUGGCCAAGAGGUUCAAAAACAAGGAACUGAAGAAAGAGAUACCAGAGGAUGUCAGGAAAAUUUAUGAAACGUUUGCCAAUGGUACUUACACUCUGGACGAGGAGAACAAGGAACAGGAGACGGAGAAAGAGUGUAACAUGGGUGUCCCAGCAAUAACAAAUUAUAUUCAGCACCCGGAAGAUGACAGAAUGUCCAAUGCAACCAAAAAUCCAGAGGAUAGAAAAUUAAUCGAGAAAAAGAUAUGAGAUAGGAAAUAUCUUUCAUAUCAGAUCCGAAAGAAACACUUGGUUAAACAAUGCAGAAGAUUGUUUUGCAGAGGGUUUUGUUUUUAAAUUGCUGGACAUGUGCCUUAUUAUAAUUAACAGAAAAAAAUCAAUGGGAGAUCAUACAUUUCACAUGUGCAUGAUCUACACAAACCUUUUCAGUGGAUUUAUUGUGCCCCCAAUGAUAUAAGUUGAUGUACCAAAUAUCUUACACGUCAGCUUGCGAUUAAUCAGUUUUUUGAUCUGUGGGAAUGUGUUUGAAGUCUAACAUAAUGUAAAUGUGGACCAAAAUGAACAAAAAAACCCAGUGCCAGUACCAAUGCAGUAUACCUUGCUUAAGGAAGAAGAGGGUAGUUCAAUGAUAUGAUAAUCAGAAGCGCCAAGCAAGCUCCGUGGAUGAUCAUUGCUGCGAUGAUUCCGACUUCAAUGAAUUCAUUGUGACGGAUGGAUGUCAAACAUUUCUAAACAAACAUUUGUUGUAGGGGAUCUUGCUCUUUUUAAAAAAAAGAGCAGUUUUUGAGCAUUUACUCAACACCUUCUGCGUGAACUCUUUCAAAAAUCACAAGGUCGUAUUUCUGAUACAUCGAGUAAGAAUUCUGCGGCAGAUUAAUGCCUUUCCAGAAUUGUUGGAGACUCACUUAACAGAGACUGAGGUGUGCAUGCCCAUAACUUUCUAAGUUUACUACUAAGAUUUCUAGGACUGGUCUUGAUGAUUAUUGAUUGCACAGGGAUCUGAGGGCUCCCUCGGUUCCUGCUUUUACAACAUUUCCUACAUUAGGUUUUAAAAAAAAAUUGGGUGUUUGGGGACUAAUAUAACGCAAGAAGUAAGUAAUACAUCAAAAAAAAAGAAAGCAUGUUCGUGUCUUUAUCUAUGAUCAUUCUCUUCUUGUCUGUGAUCUGCGAUUCAUUUACAGUUAAUUCGUAAAUGCUUAUUGAAAAAUGGCAUCAAUAGAAUUAAGACAGAGCCUG